Molecule: messenger RNA, 2995 nt
Organism: Otolemur garnettii (small-eared galago)
Lineage: Eukaryota; Metazoa; Chordata; Mammalia; Primates; Galagidae
Gene: ZXDC
Product: ZXD family zinc finger C
Exons: 11
Coding region: 61-2742 (893 amino acids)
Biological process (GO): regulation of transcription by RNA polymerase II
Cellular component (GO): nucleus
Molecular function (GO): transcription coregulator activity
Source: RefSeq, a predicted model, not a curated record
GGGCGGGGCGGAUCGCACUUCCUCCCAGGCCGCGACUCAGACCCCGCUGCUGAGCCCAAGAUGGACCUCUCGACGCUGCUCGCCGUUCCCACCGCGCGUGGUGGUCAACAUGGCGGCGGGCCCGGCCGACACCGCCGAGGCCCAGGACCUCCGCUCAGCCCGGGUCCCGCGCGCCGCCGCCUGCUACUGCUGCGGGGCCCGGAAGAUGGCGGGCCUGGGCAGCGGCGCGGAGAGGCCCCUGCGCCGAGCCCGCCGCCCCCUGACGAUGGGGAUGGAGACUCCAUCGUGCUUCUGCUGGAAGUGCCGCGCGGCGCCGCCGCUGAGGCCCCCACACAACCGGAGGUCGAUCCUGGCCCUCGCGCAAGCCCCAUGGGCCUCGCGGAGCAGGGCCUAAGCGGCCCUGCCGCCGUCCCCGGCCCGGCCCUCACGGGUACCGUCACCAUCAACAACCAGGACCUACUGGUGCGUUUCGACCACGGCGUCUUUACACUGGCCGCCGCGCCGCCGGCUCCGGGCCCUCAGCCCAUUCGUCCGCCCGCGCCACCCGGCCCAGACGCCGCGAGCCCCGCUGAGGGUCGCCGCGGGGCCUCAGGCGCCAGCCCCGGGUCUCCAGGCUAUCGCUGUCCGGAGCCGCAGUGUGGGCUGGCCUUCGCCAAGAAGCACCAGCUAAAGGUGCACCUGUUGACGCACAGCAGCAGCCAGGGCCGGCGGCCCUUCAAGUGUCCGCUGGAGGGCUGCGGCUGGGCCUUCACCACCUCUUACAAGCUCAAGCGGCAUCUUCAGUCGCACGACAAGCUGCGGCCCUUCGGCUGCCCCGUGACCAGCUGCGGCAAGAAGUUCACCACUGUGUACAACCUCAAGGCGCACAUGAAGGGCCACGAACAAGAGAGCCUGUUAAAGUGUGAGGUGUGCGCUGAGCGAUUCCCCACGCACGCCAAGCUCAGUUCCCACCAGCGCAGCCACUUCGAGCCCGAGCGCCCAUACAAGUGUGAUUUUCCCGGCUGUGAGAAGACAUUCAUCACAGUGAGUGCCCUGUUUUCCCAUAACCGAGCCCACUUCAGGGAACAAGAGCUCUUUUCUUGCUCUUUUCCUGGGUGCAGCAAGCAAUAUGACAAAGCCUGUCGACUGAAAAUUCACCUAAGGAGUCACACAGGUGAAAGACCCUUUAUUUGUGACUCAGACAGUUGUGGCUGGACCUUCACCAGCAUGUCUAAACUUCUAAGGCACAAAAGGAAACAUGAUGAUGACCGGAGGUUUACCUGUCCUGUCGAAGGCUGUGGGAAGUCGUUCACAAGAGCAGAGCACCUGAAAGGACACAGCAUAACCCACCUGGGCACAAAGCCAUUUGAGUGUCCUGUGGAAGGGUGCUGUGCUAGAUUCUCCGCUCGCAGCAGUCUGUAUAUCCACUCAAAGAAGCACAUGCAGGAUGCCAGUACUCCCAAAAGCCGUUGUCCAGUGUCCAGCUGCAAUAGACUCUUCACCUCUAAGCACAGCAUGAAGGCUCACAUGGUCAGACAGCACAGCCAAUGCCAAGAUCCCUUACCUCAGCUAGAAGCUCCAAGUUCUCUUGUGCCCAGCAGUGAGCUCGCUAACAUAGACCUGGCAGCACUCUUCUCUGACACGCCUGCUGGCGGUAGUGGUUCUGCUAGUGGCUCAGAGGAGGCAUUGAACUCUGGAAUCCUGACUAUUGAUGUCACUUCUGUGAGCUCCUCUCUGGGAGGGAACCUCCCUACCAAUAAUAGCUCCUAUGGGCAGAUGGACCCCCUGGUCCUGGUGGCCCACAGUGAAAUGCCUCCAAGUCUGGACAGCCCUCUUCUUCUUGGCACGGCAGCCACUGUUCUCCAGCAGGGCAGCUUCGGUGUGGACGACAUGCAGACCAUGAGUGCAGGAGCAUUAGGCUGUUUGGUGGCUCUGCCUGUGAAGAACUUGGGUCAAGACCCACCACCUGUGACCUCCAGCAGUAACUCGGCAGCACACGUCACUGCACCAGCCUUUUCAGGUGCCCCCCGUGGGAAUGCCAGUGUCCCAAAGGGGCUGGCUGCAGUCAAGGUGGAGCAGGAUUCGCUUCCCAGCCCUGAAGCAGCUGGGCGGCAGAAAGGAAGCUGCAGGCUGGCCCAGCCUGUGCUGUCCAGCCCAGUGGAGAGGCCCGGUGCUCAGGACACAGAGCUCAGUGUGGGCACCGGCAGCCUCUACUUGCCGUGUGAUGUGGGGCUCCCUCGCUUCUCUGAAUACAAAUGGUGUGUGGUGAAUGGGUUACAGGAAAGUGGGGGCUCAGCAAGAACUGAUUACCGAGCCAUUCAACUAGCCACGAAAAAAAAGCAGAAAGGAACUGGGAACAAUGCAGAUUCCUCAGGGGCUACUCAAAGCAAAGUAAAAGGUGGCAAAAUCAGUCCUCCCCACUUGCAUGCAAACCAUAGUGGCUGGUUGUGUGGAAACUUUGCAGUGCCUAGUGGAGGGCUCCCGGGACCAGCUCUGACAGCGGGGGUGCAGUGUGUCCAGAUCCAGUUACUGCAGAACGAGCCCUCCAGUGAUGGUGUCCUGCUGGCCCACAGCCCACGGCUGCCUGUCCUUCAUCCCUUCCUUGCUGUGGACCUGCCCAUCUAUGUCCUCCAGGAGGUGCUUCCCACAGCUGGAGAUGCUGCCAGGCCUGGGACCACCCAGUUCCCACCAAGCACUGUCAACCUGCCGGAUCUGCAGAGACAACAAACCCCUGCCUGUGGAGACCAGAGGGCCACCUUCUAGGCUCUGUGUUCCUGAGACUUGAAUGCCUAUGGGUUGUGGGACUGGGGAGACCCCAGUUGGUUUCUGAUUAGACCAGCCUAGUUCUUUAGACUUUUAGGUACAUUUACCAAAAAUGUUUCCUUCAGUCCUGAGAGGAAACAAUGUGGGCUGUCCCUUGAUGCUGCCUCCCCACAGACUAUGCGUGUUGUGGCCCUUCUCCCGAGUCUGUGAGUCUGAGGAGCGUAACACACUUGUUGGGUUUUAAAAAAAAAAA